AUGUUUCCCAAAAACAGCAAGCCAAGUGGUCUGGACCUCCUAAUGGCCUUUAACAUUGGCAUUGAGAUGCAAGGUCGCCUGAUGAGAUUUUCCAAUGAAGCCCACAACAUUCCUAAGAGGUUCCAUCCCCCUAGUGUCGUGGGGACACUGGGAAGUGCUGCUGCCUGUGCCCGGCUCCUUUCCCUCGACCAUUCUCAGUGCAGCCAUGCCUUGGCCAUCGCUGCCUCAUUAGCAGGGGCCCCAAUGGCCAAUGCUGCCACUCAGUCCAAGCCUCUGCACAUUGGUAAUGCCUCUCGUUUGGGCCUUGAAGCUGCCCUGCUAGCCUAACGUGGGCUGGAGGCAAGUCCUUUAGUUCUGGAUGGAGUUCCUGGGGUAGCUGGUUUUAGUGCAUUUUAUGAAGACUAUAGCCCAAGGCCGAUGGUGUUGCCCGAAGAGGCAGAGCACACAUUCCUUUUGGAGACACAAGAUAUUGCCUUUAAGCGAUUUCCAGCACACUUGGGCAUGCACUGGGUUGCUGAUGCUGCUGCCCAUGUCCACAAGGCUUUGCUGCAUCUUUCUGAUGGAGUCAUCUCCCCAAACUCAGUGCAGGAAAUCCUACUACGGGUGCCACAUUCAAAGUAUAUAAAUCGGCCCUUCCCAGAGUCAGAGCACCAGGCACGUCAAUCCUUCCAGUUCAAUGCUUGCACCACUCUGCUCGAUGGCCAGGUAACAGUGCAGUCCUUCCAGCCUGAAGCACUACUGAGGCCAGAGCUUCAUGCCCUGCUCUCCCGCGUCCGUGUAGAGCACCCCCAGGACAAUCCAGCCAACUUUGACCGCAUGUAUGGUGAAGUGCAGGUCACUUUAGUGAAUGGCAUUGUGUUACAAGGUCAUUGUGACACCUUCUAUGGCCAUUGGAGGAAGCCACUGAGUGAUGAGAGCCUGCAGAAAAAGUUCCGCAAUAAUGCAAGUGUAGUGCUGCCACCAGAGAAAGUGAAUGGCCUUAUAGAAGCUGUGGAGGGGUUGGAGUUUCUGUCUAACUGCGAACCACUGCUAGCUCAGCUGCAGUAA
Messenger RNA from Clarias gariepinus (North African catfish), 1047 nucleotides. RefSeq names its product cis-aconitate decarboxylase-like. The transcript has 2 exons. NCBI's taxonomy places the organism in Eukaryota, Metazoa, Chordata, Actinopteri, Siluriformes, Clariidae. The record is from RefSeq and is a predicted model, not a curated record. Gene Ontology annotation, molecular function: lyase activity.